AUGCUACAUAACUUAUGCAUCUUUGAUACUGAUAUGCUAGCUGGUUUGCCCGAGAAUGUGCGCAAACAGCUUACAUCUUCAGUGCCUAAUCCACAACGUCUUGGUCAUCCGGAUGAGUUUGCUCAUCUUGUUCAAUCCAUUAUUGAGAAUCCUAUGCUAAAUGGAGAAAUAAUCCGAUUAGAUGGAGCUCUACGAAUGCAGGCAUGA
Molecule: messenger RNA, 207 nt
Organism: Protopolystoma xenopodis
Lineage: Eukaryota; Metazoa; Platyhelminthes; Monogenea; Polystomatidea; Polystomatidae
Source: the annotation of a GenBank genome assembly